AUGGCUGAGAGCCAACGGCUCGUCCUGUCUACACCUGAGCUGCUCGAAUAUGUUCUCCUCUACCUUGAUGUCCAGUCCCUGCUGACAUCAGCCCAGCGAGUCUGCCGCUCCUGGACCAGGCUAAUUCAAACCUCUCCAAGGCUGCAGCAGGCCCUCUUCUUCAAGCCAAUUCCACCAGAGUGGUGCCCCGAAAAGUUAAUUAAUCCACUUCUAGCGCGACACUUCACAGGUCUCUUGCCUGCUUCCAUGGACCCAUAUGGUGUGAGAGACGGCAGCUUGAGGCACCCCUGGUCGAAGCAGAGUGACAGGUGCCAAAAGUUUUUCCGCCGCGAAGCUAGUUGGCGCCGAAUGUUGGUGCAGCAGCCCCCUGCAUCGCUUGCCUAUGUGGAAACUUCCCGUCCUCAUGGGGAUUUGAUCUAUAAGCGCUAUUAUCUCCCAUGCAAUGCCUCUCCAAUAACCCAUUUGACUGAUGAUCAGGUCCAGAUGGAUCUGAUAGGGCUACGGAUGAACAUGCUCUAUGACAUAGUUCUUGAGUCUUGUUUUGGAGCCUCACGCCGGCACUGGAUCUGCUGGGAGGGCCAUAUGCCUCCAAAGUUUCCUACGUACGUUUUAACAGAGCAGUUGACGCCAUUUGUGGAACGGGCAAUGCAGGAAGCCGCUGUAGUGGUCAUUGAUCAUUGGCGAAGAAACUGGGCUGCGAGUAGGUUUAUCUGUUGCCUAGAAGCAGAUGAAGCAGAUGAAGCAGAUUGUUUAGUCAGCCCUCAUACUGAUCCCACGCCACAUCUGCCUAUCAAGACACUGAACAGGGCUGGCUCGGACGUCAGCCGUGAUGACUUUGAUCCUCGAUCCAAUCGACUUUCUGCUCUUCGCGCCUUGCAGUAUCCCUAUCAGGACUGGGGUGUUAAUUCUAAUUCGACAUGGGUGUCUGGUCGUGCUUGCUUGGAGCUGCGAGAGGAGAAGUUCAUCCCCAGGGUAGACAGCGACGAUGAGGAAUGA
Messenger RNA from Aspergillus udagawae, 996 nucleotides. RefSeq names its product F-box domain protein. The coding region runs from base 1 to 996 and encodes 331 amino acids. Gene Ontology annotation, molecular function: protein binding. NCBI's taxonomy places the organism in Eukaryota, Fungi, Ascomycota, Eurotiomycetes, Eurotiales, Aspergillaceae. The transcript has a single exon. The record is from RefSeq and is a predicted model, not a curated record.